AGGAUAGAUAGAUAGGCCAGGGGCGGGGAGGGACGAAGCCGAAAAAUCGCGAGCCCCCCCACGAAGCUUCCAGGAAGCUCACUCCCCCGCCCGCACGGCACGCCUUUUUAUCUCCCACCUCCCGCCUCCUCGUCCCCCGCCACCACCCAAGCCUCAAGCCCCUCGGAUCGGAUCCGGUCCUUCCCGUGUUCCAUUCCCAACGGCGCACAAGAUGAAGCUGUCCAUGCAGUCGCUCGCCAGGAAGCUGUCCCUGCCGUCCCCGACGAAGCGGGACGCCGGCGGCGAGGGCGGGAAGAAGAACAAGAAGCGCUCCCUGUCGCGCGGCGAGACGCCGUCGUUCGCGUCGUCGUCCUCCUCCUCAUCUGACGACGCGCUGGCGCGGUCCUCCACGCCGCGCUCCGUGCUCCCGCCGCCGGCAGCGCCGCUGGAGAUCCCGCGGCGGGAGCUGGAGGCCGUGCUGCGGCGCCUGGGCCACGCCGAGCCGUCCGACGCCGAGCUCGACGCCGUGGCCGCCCUCGCCGCGCAGCCUCCGCCUGCGGACGGCGACGGCGAUGACCUCAUGGAGGCGUUCCGCGUGUUCGACGCCGACGGCGACGGCCGCAUCACCGCCGAGGAGCUCCGCGCCGUCCUGGAGGGCAUCCUCGGCGGCGGGCCCGACGCGUGCAGCCUCGACGACUGCCGCCGCAUGAUUGGCGGCGUUGACGCCGACGGCGACGGAUUCGUUGGAUUCCAGGACUUCACGCGCAUGAUGAUGACCGCCACCGCCGACGCGCGGACCUUCUUGUGAUCUGUCCGUCGGUUCAGCCGUCCGGCUCCUCCGUCCCCGUCCCUCUCCCCCAAGCAUCACCACGGCCCUGAUGCGCGCCGGAGAUCAUCUAAUCAACCACGGCAGCCGGCGAGCGAGACGCGAUGCCGUCUUCUUCCUUGUGUCAAAGAAGAGCCUUUUCGGCGCGCAGGAUGAUAGGCUACCACCUCAUCUACUACUAGUAGGACAGGAGUGCUCCAUUAUUAAUUAAUUAUUCUAUUAUAAAGUGCUUGCUUGCUUGCUGCUAAUCCAUGCACGAUUAGGAAGAGAACCCUCUCUCCGUCGUGCAUGCAGCUUGUACAAUUAAAAUCCGCUCGAGGUCGACCUCGACAGUGAGUAGUGACUGGCAUGCAUAUGCCUCGUUCUUUCAAUUUUUUCUAUUUGAAAUUCAUUUGAAUCCUACUGCUACCGGUGUGCGUGCA
Molecule: messenger RNA, 1227 nt
Organism: Sorghum bicolor (sorghum)
Lineage: Eukaryota; Viridiplantae; Streptophyta; Magnoliopsida; Poales; Poaceae
Product: probable calcium-binding protein CML35
Exons: 1
Coding region: 212-787 (191 amino acids)
Molecular function (GO): calcium ion binding
Source: RefSeq, a predicted model, not a curated record